AUGGACAAUAAUGUGGAGGGUGCGAGACAAAACGGCAGCAACAAAAGCAGUAACAUCACGGCCAGCACAGUAACAGCAACGAAGGUUAAUAGCAGUAAUAUUGGGGUCAUCACCAACAUUGGUAGCAGCGGUACAAAUUCAUCAUUUUGGAAGAACAGUGGGCGAUUGGUGCCAGGACGUCCAAGCCCUAAGCGCGGUGACGACACGAGUUUAAUCAGCAGCAGUGUUGACGGAGUUUUGGUUCGUUCAAGCGGCGGCAAAGGUGACGGUAUGGUAUCCACAUUUCGUGAUUAUCAGCAGUCAGUAAGCGAUGCUUGGGACACAGGUGAUGACGAAUUCUGCAUAAUGUCAGGAGCAGCAGCAAGUGCUGCUUCGGCAAAUGAUUCGCGAAUAUCAAAAAAAGUGUCGCAAACAGCGGCGUUAAAUGUUAUUGAAACGCAUCGAAAUUCAGCAACCACUUCCACCGUACGCUCAUCAGCAGCUACUUCAACCGCAGCUACAUCGAGUGCAGAAAACGCGAAAUCAACAAGA
Rhagoletis zephyria (snowberry fruit fly) is the source of this 531-nucleotide messenger RNA. RefSeq names its product TBC1 domain family member 22A-like. The record is from RefSeq and is a predicted model, not a curated record. NCBI's taxonomy places the organism in Eukaryota, Metazoa, Arthropoda, Insecta, Diptera, Tephritidae.